This is a messenger RNA of Trematosphaeria pertusa, 2179 nucleotides long. RefSeq lists its product as uncharacterized. The record is from RefSeq and is a predicted model, not a curated record. The transcript has 4 exons. The coding region runs from base 96 to 1946 and encodes 616 amino acids. Lineage: Eukaryota; Fungi; Ascomycota; Dothideomycetes; Pleosporales; Trematosphaeriaceae. Gene Ontology annotation, molecular function: protein binding. Gene Ontology annotation, cellular component: cytoplasm.
ACGCUCCCACCUCGUCCCCGCCCCCGUCCCGACGCCAACCACCAGUGCGACUGGUCCAGCACCCUCGCACUCACACGCACGCUGUCCCAGACAAGAUGCCAGCCGAAGCUACCGUUGAGGUUACGCUUCGCUCCUCGGACGGCCUGGACGGCUUCGAGGAGCGCAGGUUCACCAUCCGUCCGCACGCCACGGUGAAUGUCGGGCGCGCCUCGAAGAACACGCAGAAGCCCAACCUCAUGAUGGCCGCGGACAACGCCUUCAUCGACAGUCCCGUCGUCUCCCGCGAGCAUGCCGUGCUUUCCACCGACACGGCUACCCCCACACCCAGCGUUCUGCUCACGGACAGCGGAAGCAUGCACGGCACCAUGGUGAAUGGAGAGAAGCUUGAGCCUCGCAAGCCCCUCAAGCUAAGCAACGGAGACGUCCUGCAGUUUGGCAUCGACGUGACACGGAACGAGAGCUUCUACGUCGCCCGCAAGUACACCUUCGAAUCCCACGUCGCUGACGACCCCUUCUCGCACGGCUUCACCGUUCCCGAAGCCGACUCCUCAGAGGACGACGAGGUCGAGACGGACGAGGCACUCAGUGCCCCGCCUCCACGCUACGGCAGUCAGACCAAUCCCGUGACCAUCGACGACACUGAAGAUAUCACCGAGAAUAUCGCUUCGCCCGAUAUCAUCGAGAUUGAAGAAGAUGGCGUAGAGGUAGUUAUCCAAGACCAGCCUGCUCCGCCCAACGAUGAAACACACGAGCCCCGUCCUUCAUCGUCCCGCGAGACCGGCAUCUACUUCGAGGAGACUACGAACCGCAACGAGCCCGUCUCUACACAAUACGCCUUUGUAGUGGACCACUCCUCCGACGAUGGGGACUACCCCUCGGUAUACUCAAGCGACGAAGAGGAGUCCCAAGGCGAGAGCGAUGCGAGCCAGGUGGGGAGUGAGAGCGACUCUGUCGUAGAGCCAGCCUCCGAUGCCGAGGCCUCAGAUGAGGAAUUUGGCGGCAAUGCCGAUGCCGUCCGACGCCGGAAGAUGGAGGUUAUGCUCCUCAACGAGCAGCAGAAGAGCACGCCCGAGUCAAAACCUCCCAUCCCUGGCCCCUCCACUUCUUCUGUCACAUCUCCGGCCCUCCCUACUCCGCCGAUGGUACCAGCUCCGCAGCGCCAGGAGCCCCUCUCAUUUUUCGGGCAAUCGCCCUCGAAAGCGGCGCCGAGGGCAGCUGAGGCUGAGCUGCCAGCAAUAGACGCCUGUAUGGGCCCGAUGAGUAUGUUCGACGAUACAUUUGGAGACUCUAUCCUCGACUUCAGCAUCCAUGCUCCGCACCGGGAGCAUAACAGUCUUAGGUGGUUCGCUGAUGAAUCGCCACCAACGAAUAUGUUCUCACAUUCCAACGCCGAAUAUUCGCCUGACCUAUUCGGUCGCCCAUCGAGGUCUGCCGCGGGUAGCUCUUUCCAACCCCAGCUGUAUGCAACACCGCAACCCCAGCCUUUCUCGGAUCACACCUGGACACCCCAGAGACACCAUCAGGAGAGCAUGGCAUCUGUCUCCGCGACAGCAACAGGCGUUGAGACCCCAUCGCCGGCGCCAACAUCGGAGGUCUCUUCGGCUCCGCCGCAGCCAGUACGCCGGACCAAGGUCUCCAUACCAGAAAUCGUCGAGGAUGCCCCGCAGCAGCCACCUACACCUACCUCCAUUACCGGCAGUCUGAAGCGUAAAGCCGACGUGCUGGACGAGGAAGAUGCAGUAGAGGAGUGUGCGGCGCCAGCAGAAGCUGAUAUGCCAAUAGCGCCAGCGAUUGAAGUGCGCAGCACCCCAACAGAGGAGCGUCCGAAAAAGCGCAUCCGAGGUAUUGGAGGUGCUAUGACGCAAGCGGCGGCAUACCUCAUCCCAGGUGCUGCUUUAACGGUCGCUGUCAUCACCUCCUUGCCCGAGGGAUUCUGGCUCGCGUAGAGCAUCGUUCUGGGUGCGCCCAGGUGCUGACAGUAUCUCCUUUCUCCUUUUCACCCCGUUUCGUUGCCGAGUCCUUAGCUGCGCGUCAUGACGGCCUUCAAUAGCGGGUGUUAUGUUACUAUCAGUUCACGUGCGACUCCCGAGGGGCACCCAUAGACGAAUAGGGGUCACAUGGUGAUCAGGAGAGAAUCUCGCCUACCUUGAGCCAUCAUUACACGGUUCUUUCCUUUUGG